Molecule: messenger RNA, 937 nt
Organism: Malaya genurostris
Lineage: Eukaryota; Metazoa; Arthropoda; Insecta; Diptera; Culicidae
Product: retinal homeobox protein Rx-B
Exons: 3
Coding region: 174-869 (231 amino acids)
Biological process (GO): regulation of transcription by RNA polymerase II
Molecular function (GO): DNA-binding transcription factor activity, RNA polymerase II-specific; RNA polymerase II transcription regulatory region sequence-specific DNA binding
Source: RefSeq, a predicted model, not a curated record
UGUAGGCUUCGAGCAGUUUGGUUGUGCACAUCUGAAGAUAACCUUUACCAGUUUUGAAAAUUACAAUUUGUGUUCCAACAGCAAGUGUUGCACUGAUAGUUUUAUUAACAUAAUUUUCCAAUUAUCUGUUACCAAUUGUCUGUGAGUGCAUAAUUGGAGAUUAGAGCGAUCUCAUGGCUGGACCUUUUCUAUCCCCGCUACCCGGUGACUUACUGACGGAGUAUAUGUUUGGGCGAAGGCGGCAACGACGGAAUAGAACCACCUUCACGCCCCAGCAGCUACAGGAACUGGAAACACUUUUCCAAAAGACUCACUAUCCGGAUGUGUUUCUGCGAGAAGAGGUCGCUUUGAGAAUCAGUCUCAGUGAGGCACGCGUGCAGGUCUGGUUUCAAAAUCGCAGGGCGAAGUGGAGAAAGCAGGCCAGACUACAGCUUUUACAAGAUGCAUGGCGAAUGCGGUGCUUGGGCAUCAGUUCGUCCCAAUUAGUUGUUGAUUCCCAAAAUUCGACAUCACCGAACAACAAUAUUCCACCGGGUAAAAAGUCUACCGAAACGGGGUCUCCUCCGAAGGAAGCUGAAUUCACUCUGAUGCAUCCCGCAUUUCAAGGGCCCAAUAACUGCUCCAACAACAACCCCUCCGAUGAAGAAAAACGUAUCCCCGUCUAUCAAUCGAAUCAUUCCCAUGCAGAAACCGCUGAAUCCAUUCGGGACGGGCGACCGUUGUACGACACUAUUCAGGCUUCAUCGAGGAUGUCCGCACAUCCGGACGAUUCUAACGGUAGCGAUCUGUCGGAUGGAUCGGAAGAAAUUGAUCUCACCACCAAUGGUGGAUGUAUUGAUUAUUCGAGCAGCAGCUCAAAUAAACACUAAUUUAUUUACCGUCAUCCGAAGUACUUGUACAUAAAUACAGUUGAGUCAUUUUCGCUUCGAAAAGUUUU